This is a messenger RNA of Asparagus officinalis (garden asparagus), 996 nucleotides long. Its product is annotated as protein TIC 20-I, chloroplastic-like. The transcript is spliced from 3 exons. Lineage: Eukaryota; Viridiplantae; Streptophyta; Magnoliopsida; Asparagales; Asparagaceae. The record is from RefSeq and is a predicted model, not a curated record. Bases 154 to 996 code for a protein of 280 amino acids.
CGCCCUUAUUGCCCCGGUUCCGACUCGCUCACCCGCACCUCACGUGAUAUUCUCCGUAUAUGAGAUAAGCCCUCUUCCUCGAAGACGGCCGGUCCUUAAAAAGUCUCACUUUCAGUUCAUCGAGGGUUUUUCUCUAUCGGAGGAGCUUAUGACAUGAAUCUCAAUGGAUGCAUGGCAACCUCUGGGAGAAUGGCCAUGCAACCGAAGCCUUACAGGGCAACAUGCAACUCUUCUUUCACAUACUUCUAUCGUAGGACUGCGCCCACAGCAUUAUUGAAUGCGAAGAAUUUUUGUGAAACUCAGCUAGAAUUGGCUCGGACAUCAUUAAAAGGAUCAGGACCUUUCACAUGCCACCUCUCGAGCGCAUCUACCUCCCUUUUGAGAGGCGACCAUGGCAGCUUCACAAGCAUGAUCCCAAUUUUAUAUCGGUCGCACACCACUGGUUCUAAAAACCGGUCAACAACAAUAGUCCCAAGAGCAUCAAAAGACGUGCCAUACAGCUUCCGGUACCCUGCAAUGACCAAGAAACCUCGCUGGUGGUGGAGAACCCUCGCCUGCAUUCCCUACCUCAUGCCCCUCCACGAGACAUGGAUGUACGCCGAGACUGCCUACCACCUCCACCCGUUCCUCGAGGACUUCGAAUUCCUAACCUACCCCUUUUUAGGGUUCAUCGGUCAACUUCCGAGCUGGUUCCUAAUGGCCUAUUUCUUCGCCGCAUAUCUCGGUGUUGUUAGGCGAAAGGAGUGGCCCCACUUCUUUCGUUUCCAUGUGGUGAUGGGGAUGCUGCUUGAAAUUGCACUUCAGGUGAUUGGCACUGUUAGUCGGUGGAUGCCGCUCGCGGUUUACUGGGGGAAGCUUGGGGUGCAUUUUUGGACGGCGGUUGCGUUUGCGUAUUUGUUUACGGUGCUGGAGUGUAUGAGGUGUGCGUUAGGGGGGAUGUAUGCGGACAUACCGUUCGUUUGUGAUGCAGCGUAUAUUUCAAUCCGUAUCGAUUAA